GAAAAGCGAGACGGAGAGAGCGCGAGACAGAGCGAGCUACGCAAUCUGACUGAGCGGGUCACACGCCUCCUCCUCCUCUCCAGUUCUUGCUACCCAGGUGACUGGGCGCCGAGAGCUCUAGUGCUGAGGAAACCUUCUCGCAGAAUUCCAGCAUCUUCGCCCCCCUUUUAAAAAAAUUUGGUCCUACUUUUUGGAUUUGUUUCUCCUUCCUUUUCUUUUCUCCAAACUAUCCCUUAAAGAUCCCUCCCCCCACCCCAAACCUCCUUUGCUCAUCUUUCCUUCCCAGUCUCCCUAGUUCCCCACUGAAAGCAAACCAUUAAACAAGCUCCCGGCCUUCCGACGGCCGGAGUCCGCGGACCUCCCAGGCCGACCGCCCUCCCUCUCGGCGCGCGGGUUCCGGGCCUGGCGAGAGGGCGCGAGCGCAGCCGAGGACAUGGAGGUGACCGCGGACCAGCCGCGCUGGGUGAGCCACCAUCACCCCGCGGUCCUCAACGGGCAGCACCCGGACGCGCACCACCCCGGCCUCGGCCACUCCUACAUGGACCCGACGCAGUACCCCCUGCCAGAGGAGGUGGAUGUACUUUUUAACAUCGACAGUCAAGGCAACCACGUCCCGUCCUACUACGGCAACUCGGUCCGGGCCACGGUGCAGAGGUACCCUCCGACCCACCACGGGAGCCAGGUAUGCCGCCCGCCUCUGCUGCAUGGAUCCCUGCCCUGGCUGGACGGCGGCAAAGCUCUGGGCAGCCACCACACAGCUUCACCCUGGAACCUCAGCCCCUUCUCCAAGACGUCCAUCCACCACGGCUCCCCUGGGCCGCUUUCCGUGUAUCCUCCGGCUUCGUCCUCGUCCCUGGCCGCGGGCCACUCCAGCCCACACCUCUUCACCUUUCCACCCACCCCACCGAAGGAUGUCUCCCCGGACCCAUCGCUGUCCACCCCGGGCUCGGCCGGCUCUGCACGGCAGGAUGAGAAAGAGUGCCUCAAGUACCAGGUGCCGCUUCCCGACAGCAUGAAGCUGGAGGCUUCGCACUCGCGCGGCAGCAUGACCACCCUGGGGGGCGCCUCAUCGUCCGCCCACCACCCCAUCACCACCUACCCGCCCUAUGUGCCCGAAUAUGGCUCCGGACUCUUCCCGCCCAGCAGCCUGCUGGGGGGCUCCCCCACGGGGUUCGGAUGUAAGUCGAGGCCCAAGGCGCGAUCCAGCACAGGCAGGGAGUGUGUGAACUGCGGGGCAACCUCGACCCCACUGUGGCGGCGAGAUGGUACUGGUCACUACCUUUGCAAUGCCUGUGGGCUCUACCAUAAGAUGAAUGGGCAGAAUCGGCCGCUCAUCAAGCCCAAGCGAAGACUGUCGGCAGCAAGGAGGGCGGGCACGUCCUGUGCGAACUGUCAGACCACCACUACCACCCUCUGGAGGAGGAACGCCAAUGGGGACCCGGUCUGCAAUGCCUGCGGUCUCUACUACAAGCUGCACAAUAUUAACAGACCCCUGACUAUGAAGAAGGAAGGCAUCCAGACCCGAAACCGGAAGAUGUCUAGCAAAUCCAAAAAGUGCAAAAAGGUUCACGACACGCUGGAGGACUUCCCCAAGAGCAGCUCCUUCAACCCGGCCGCCCUCUCCAGACACAUGUCUUCCCUGAGCCACAUCUCCCCCUUCAGCCACUCCAGCCACAUGCUGACCACACCCACGCCCAUGCACCCACCGUCCGGCCUCUCCUUCGGACCUCACCACCCUUCCAGUAUGGUCACUGCCAUGGGCUAGAGCCCCACUUGAGGUGCACAGGUCUCUGAGCGAGUGAGCAAGCGACAGUCCCUUCAGUCCCUUCUACUUGCGUUUUUGCAGGAGCAGUAUCAUGAAGCCUAAAGAGAUGGAUCUAUGUUUUUGAAGGCAGAAAGCAAAAUGAUGUUUGCCACUUUUGCAAAGGAGCUCACUGGGGUAUCUGUGUUCCAAUCACUGAAUCUGGAUCCCAUUUGUGAAUAAGCCAUUCAGACUCAUACUCCCUAUUUAACAGGGUUUCUAGUGCUGUGAAAAAAAAUUGCUGAACAUUGCUUAUAACUUAUAUUGUAAGAAAUACUGUACAUUUGAGAAAGACUUUAUUGUACCUGGGUAGUGGUAAGAAAGGUAUGAAGGACGCCAAGAGUUUUAAGGAAUAUGGGAAAAUAAAGUAUGGAAAUCCAGAAGAAACUAGGCCUGAUAUCCAAAUGGACAAGCUGCCAGUUCUGUUUCCUUUCACUGGCCACAAUUGUUUGAUGCAUUAAAAGAAAAAAAUAUAUAAAGGAAAAAAAAAAAAAAGAAAACAGAAAAAAAAAAAAGAAGAAAAAAAAUCGUAGCAAAUCCUUCAUUCAAAGCUGUGGGCCCCUGCAAAGGAAAUAGCAUUUCCAGGCAAUCCGUGUUGGAACUCACACAUUGCCGCCGCCGCCGAGGGCUCUGAAGUGGCACUUCUAGGCCGACAUGCUUGGUGAACAAGUCUCUGUAAUUGUUGUUUGUAUGUAUAAUUCAAAGCACCAAAAUAAGAAAAGAUGUAGAUUUAUUUCAUCAUAUUAUACAGACUGAAUUAUUGUACAAAUUUAUUUACUGCUAGUGUUAAGAACUGCUUCUUUUUUGUUUUUUGGAUUUUAAUGUUUGCCUUCUCUCUCAAUUUUCGGUUGAAUAAACUAGAUUACAUUCAGUUGACCUAAGGCGGUCGUGCUCUGGAGGGUUUACUUUUCCCUUUUGCUUUUGGAUGAUAUUUAUUACAUAGCUUUGAAGGGUCCUCAGUGUCUGCCCUCUCACUCCUUCCUCCUGCAGCCUGAGCUAUCAGGGUAGCCGCGAGUGUGCGUGCGUGCGAGCCACCGGGUGCGUCUGGGACCCGGCCGAGGGCUGUACCUGGAGCAGCCUGGCUCCCUGUCGCCCCGUCGCGCUCUGUGUUAGUGGUCGCUGCCUUUACACAGUCUGUUGGAAUGAUUCUAUGACAAUAAUAAUACAGUUAAACUAUUUUAAGACAACAAAAUAACAUCAAAUCAAGGUGAUGGCCGAGCUCUUAUAGAAUCUGGUAGCUCUAGCUAAUUUAAGACAGGAGUUUUUCUAAAAAAACAACAACAUGACCAAAUACAUGUUAAGUUAUUCACAAGGAGCCGGUGCCCCAGACAGAAAACAUCUACUCUUUUGGGAAGAGAAACCUAGGGUCACCCCGAGGAAUUUAUCCUGGGGCUGGGGCAACUUCUGGGGUCCCCUCGUGAGCUACAGUUUCUCUGCUGGCUCCCCUCUCUUCUCCAAGAAGGGGGAAGACUCCCUGGUCAGGAGAGCCACAGGCAGAAACUGUGGUGGUGAAUUGCUCUUCAGAUUGUAAACGAGUCGGCUGCUCUUGAUUUCUGUUUUGCUUUUCCACUGUUGAAUAACGUGGCAGUGAAAGGUUUAUUGGAAUGUUUGCGAAACUUGAAAUAACCAUUUUGUAACUUAUGCUGUAUAGUUUCCUUUUACUCUGUUGACAGAAUGUGUAACUAUGGCACACAUUUAAAAAUCUCUGUUAAUCGCCUCUCUGCUUUCUUAGCAAAUAUUUUAAACCUAAAGCUAAAUGUUGAAAUAAAGGAGUAGAGAAUUACUGAGA
This is a messenger RNA of Octodon degus (degu), 3590 nucleotides long. It is a transcript of the gene Gata3, whose product is annotated as GATA binding protein 3. The record is from RefSeq and is a predicted model, not a curated record. The coding region runs from base 434 to 1765 and encodes 443 amino acids. Gene Ontology annotation, cellular component: nucleus. Gene Ontology annotation, molecular function: zinc ion binding; RNA polymerase II cis-regulatory region sequence-specific DNA binding; DNA-binding transcription factor activity, RNA polymerase II-specific. Gene Ontology annotation, biological process: cell fate commitment; immune system development; positive regulation of transcription by RNA polymerase II. The transcript has 6 exons. NCBI's taxonomy places the organism in Eukaryota, Metazoa, Chordata, Mammalia, Rodentia, Octodontidae.